ACAGAAAUAAUCACUUUCAACUUGCCUUGCCUGCUUCUCUACAAAAACCACUCAAACAAUCAAAACACACUACACACCACACCACACCACACACACACACUCUUCUUUCUAUCUAAAAUGGCGGAAACACAACCGUUGCAAAAACCUUCCUACAUUUCCUUACAAGAACUUCAAAAACACAACAAACGUGGCGACGCAUGGAUCUCCAUCCAUGGCAAAAUCUACGACGUCUCUAAAUGGUCCAACCACCAUCCCGGCGGCGAACUUCCUCUCCUCAACCUCGCCGGUCAAGACGUCACCGACGCUUUCCUCGCUCUCCACCCUCCCACCGCUUACACCCACCUGAACAGAUUCUUCACCGGCAGCUACCUCUCCGACUAUUCCGUCUCCGACGUCUCACGUGAUUACCAGAAACUCUUCUCCGAACUCACCAAAAUGGGUCUAUUUGAAACUAAAGGACACGGUGUUUUACUCUUGCUUUCGUUAAUCGUUGUUAUGUUCUGUGUCAGUGUUUACGGUGUUCUGUUUUCACAAAGCGCGUGGGUGCGCGUGCUUUGUGGUGGUUUAAUGGGUUUUCUUUGGAUUCAAAGUGGUUGGCUUGGUCAUGAUUCUGGUCAUUAUCAAAUCAUGGUGAACCCUAAUUGGAACCGUUUUAUUCAGAUCCUUUCUGGUAAUGUUCUUGCUGGUAUAAGCAUUGAAUGGUGGAAAUGGAAUCACAAUGCACAUCACAUUGCUGUUAAUAGUCUUGAUUUUGAUCCUGAUCUUCAACAUUUACCAUUUUUUGUUGUUUCUUCAAAGUUCUUUACUUCCCUCACUUCUUGUUUUUAUGGUAGGAAAAUGAACUUUGAUUCUUUUGCUAGGUUCUUGGUUAGUUACCAACAUUGGAGUUAUUACCCUGUUAUGUGUUUUGCUAGGUUGAAUUUGUUUGCUCAAAGUUUCUUUUUGUUGUUGUCAAACAGGAAGGUUCCUAAUAGAAAGAUGGAACUUUUAGGGUUGCUUAUGUUUUGGGUUUGGUACCCUUUGUUGGUUUCUUGUUUACCUAAUUGGGGUGAAAGGGUUUUGUUUGUCAUUGCUAGUUUUUCUGUUACUGGGAUUCAACAUGUUCAGUUCACUUUGAAUCAUUUUUCUUCAAGUGUUUAUGUUGGUCCACCAACUGCUCAUGAUUGGUUUGAGAAGCAGGCUAAUGGGACUCUUGAUGUCAACUGUUCUUCUUGGAUGGAUUGGUUUCACGGUGGUUUGCAAUUUCAGAUCGAACACCAUCUGUUUCCAAGGCUUCCGAGGUGUAAUCUGAGGAAAAUUGCACCUUUGGUUAAGGAUCUUUGCAAAAAACAUAAUCUUCCUUAUAAUUGUGUCUCGUUCUGGAAGGCGAAUGUGCUUACGAUCCAGACUUUGAGGAAUGCUGCUUUGCAGGCUCGCGAUCUUACUAAACCGGUUCCGAGAAACUUAGUUUGGGAAGCUGUUAAUACUCAUGGAUGAAUGGAUUUUGAGUGAAGCUUACUGAGAUUUUGCUGUCAUUGACAAUUUGAAAGAAUAACUGAUCUGCAAAUUGCUUAGAGGCUUAGAUUCGAUCGCUCGUUGUCUCACUGAUCUUCCUUUCAAGAGAUAGGUAAAAGAGAAACUACUGAUACUAUGGUUUAUAGAUUUUUCUGUCUUGCUUUUGCUCACCUUCAUGAUUGAGAGUGAGAUGUAGGUGCAAUGUUUAGUUUUGUUUGAUUUACUAGUUUGAUUUCCUUAUGUGACCAUGAUUAUUUCUAGUACAUAACAAUUUGUGUUAUGCCUGGGAAUUCAUUGUUGUUUGGAGCAACAGAAAAAAAAAAACUAUAUGUUAAAUUCGAAAUGUUAAAUUUGAAUUCUCUGAAUUGCUUUUUGGCCAUUUCAGUUUGUUUGAACUUUUAGUUAUUGGUACAAGCAAACGGCUGCUGAUUGUUGCUUCUAUUGUGGAAUUAUAAGUUUCUUAUUUAUGAAA
Molecule: messenger RNA, 1966 nt
Organism: Cicer arietinum (chickpea)
Lineage: Eukaryota; Viridiplantae; Streptophyta; Magnoliopsida; Fabales; Fabaceae
Product: acyl-lipid (9-3)-desaturase-like
Biological process (GO): lipid metabolic process
Cellular component (GO): membrane
Molecular function (GO): oxidoreductase activity, acting on paired donors, with oxidation of a pair of donors resulting in the reduction of molecular oxygen to two molecules of water
Source: RefSeq, a predicted model, not a curated record